CGUUAAAACAACUCUUCAGUGCGGAGGUGCUCAAUCAGGAAGAACAACAAAUUUUAGAAUUUGUUUUGUUUUCUUUUACAAUUUUUGUCCCGAUAAAAUGGUUAAAUAGAUAAAGGUGGCAGCAACAAGCUUGUACAUCUUUCUCUUACAGACUGACACAGGUUACCCAAAGAAGUAUAUCAACAGAAUAUCAACAUGAGUGACAGUAAUAAAACAUUGUAUGCCAAGAUGAUAGGAGAUGUGGUCCUUGCACCAAUCUUUGAAAGGCUGGAAAAAAAAGAUCUGGCAGCGUCACAGACACUAAGAGCUGCUUUUACAAAGGUUGACUCGGCCUUGCCAGGAUUCACAUACGAUUUCACAAAAGGUAUAUUAAGAAAGGCAGACCUGCAUGAAAGGUUUGAUAUCAGUAUGACAUUACUGAGGCUCGGAGGAUCACCAGAAUCUGAAGAUUUACGUAUUACACGACCAGAACACACAUACCAGGAGCUGAAUCGCUGUGCUGUCCAUUUAAAGAAAAUCUUAAGUAGAAUUCCAGAACAAAUCUAUGACAGAAAACAGUUCCUAGAAACUAUAAAAGAAAUAGCUAGUGCUAUAAAGUUACUAUUGGAUGCAGUUAAUAGAGUGAUAAGUGAAGUUCCUUCUUCAGAGAAUGGCAGUAAACAGAUACUAGAGGACAGGAAGAAAGAAUUUGUUAGAUAUUCCAAAAAGUUCAGCAACACAUUAAAAGAAUUCUUUCGUGAUUCAAACCAGAAUCAGAGUGUGUUCCUCAGUGCUAACUACCUUACAUAUCAGACAAACCUUAUCUUAAAGACAGUCAAACAGGAGUGCGGAUAAAUACAUCUCGAAACUACAUUCCAGUGCCUAUAGUGUGCGUCGCUACAUCAUAUCUGAACCAAUUAGCACAUCUCUUUAUUUGUCUAGGCUUAGUACUUACAGCAGUUUAAUGGUAGAAAUAUAUAUAUAUGAAAACUUGUUUUCUUUUCUGAAUGAAUCUGUGUACUUCUGUUAAUUAUUAAAUGCAUAAUGAAACAUGUGAUAGGGAGAGGACAACAGUAAGCUGAUAUAGCUUUCUGUCCAAUUCCUUCAUUAAUGUUCUGUAAAUGUUUCAUGUAUUACUGAUAUAAAAUAUGUUUAAACUAAACAUGUGAUAAAAAAACAUUCAUUGCUUUUUUUUUUUCUAAAGGCAAAUAUUUUUAGUGCUUAACUUUUCAGAAGAUACUGUUUUCUCCCCUUAAAUAUUUGUCUCAUAAUUGUUAUAUUUUUCUGAUGUGAGAGUUUUCAGGUGUAGUUCAGUUACCAGUAAAAGAAUUCACAAAGCAACUAUUCAUCUAACUUGGGUUUUCUUCAGUUAAUCAUUUAAUACAUAAUUGUUUAUAUAUUAAUCAUCGAGACAUUUUUUUGCCGGUUUAAACAUGUACAUUAAAACGGCUAGAUUAAAACGUGGAUUAACCUGCGGCUUGUGAUCCUAUUCAAAUUAUCAGACAAUUUUAGCAGACACAUACAUUUGUAUAGGGAUUUACUACACAUAUAUGUACACAUUUCACAAAUACGUACACAUGCAUGUUACACGUACACGUGAAAUAUCAGCCCCAUCGAUUUACUCAUUUUGAGUAGAAUAAAUUCUACCCAAGAUGUGAUGUGUUUAUUAGUGCAGAUAUGGUCGUGUAGUAGUUCUCUUUGUACAGUAACUAUGGUAAUGUUACAAUGAAGAGCCCUGAAAAGAAAAAAUGAAUAAUAAGGUCUAAUAAUAUCAUUAAAAGUAUUUAGAUCUUUGUUUUCCUCUGUUAUGUAUGGUUACUGUAAUGUUAUGUUUGUUAAAUCAAAAUGUGAUAUACUUCGAGAGAAAAUGUGUACAAAAUUUUAAUACGAGUAUCAGCAUCAGAUAGGAGUAUGUAUCAAAUAGCUACAUGUAGCUGAAUAAAUGUUUGUUUAAGGUGGUUGAUGCAUAGUGAUGAUUGGCAAUUUCUGUGUGUUUAAGGUUCCUUGUGUGACAUUUGGGCCGUAGCUAACAGAGCACAAAACUUCUUAUAACAGAAGAAGAAAGUUGAAAUCGCACAAUAUGAAUUUACAAUCAAAUGGAAAUAGAUGGAAAUUGCCAAUUGUAAUAUAUGGGUGCGCUACCUUAAGUCUCCUUUUAACUUCCUUUAGUAGUUUAGAUAAAUAUAGAAUUUAAAUUAUUUUAGGAUAUGAAUUGAUAUGCAAAAUAUUAUAACCAGUAAAGUUUUUGAUUUGUUUACUUGAUGGAAGUGAAGCUGUGAAUGAGAAAAUGUAGAAUAUGAUUUCCAAAAUUACAGAAUUUACUUUGAAAAUCCAUCCAGUUAAAAGGUAAUAUUAUGGUUUUGUGGUUACUGGCAAUCUUUUUGCCAGGCUGUUCUGAAAAACUUGGACCUUAAGCAAGUUUUCAUAAUGGAAGCCUAUGGGAAAAUCACAGUGUUUGAUCACAUUUCCGUGAGUAGAAAUUGUUCUACCAUGUAAAGUUUAAUGAAACUUUUCACAGUAAUAUACAAACAUAAUGUCUAUUAUAUGGUCAAAUAAAGUGUAUAUGUCCAAGUACUUUUAAAACAUGUUUGAAUUUUUUUCAUAGUUUUUGGUAUUUAAUUUCGAAAGAUAAAAAGAUUUUUAUAUAUAUCUAUAGAAUUACACACAGGUUGAGAUUUAUUUUGAUGAUUUUAGUUGUGUGACUACUGGUCCAAGCUAUAUUCUAUGGCAUCACUUCUGGUUAAUCAGAUGUGCUGAACUACCUUAAUUCUGGACAGUAUUCUAAGGAAAUACACAUCUUUAAUCAUUAUAAACAUUGACUUAAGUUCAGUGCUCAUGCUUAUUGUUUUUUAUGCCCCUAAAAGGAGUCAUAUAGUUGUUCAAGGAGGUGAUUGUCUAUUGACCAAAAGAAACCACAAGGAAAUGAGAGGAUACUCCCUACACCUUUCAACAAUAUAACAAUUUUUGCACUUAUCUUGCCAAAUCUGAAAAA
Mercenaria mercenaria is the source of this 2971-nucleotide messenger RNA. RefSeq names its product programmed cell death protein 10-like. The record is from RefSeq and is a predicted model, not a curated record. NCBI's taxonomy places the organism in Eukaryota, Metazoa, Mollusca, Bivalvia, Venerida, Veneridae. The transcript has 8 exons. The coding region runs from base 196 to 834 and encodes 212 amino acids. Gene Ontology annotation, cellular component: FAR/SIP/STRIPAK complex; Golgi apparatus. Gene Ontology annotation, biological process: regulation of Golgi organization; positive regulation of MAP kinase activity. Gene Ontology annotation, molecular function: protein kinase binding.